Rattus norvegicus (Norway rat) is the source of this 393-nucleotide messenger RNA. RefSeq names its product defensin beta 17 (gene Defb17). Gene Ontology annotation, biological process: innate immune response; positive chemotaxis. The record is from RefSeq and is marked validated. Gene Ontology annotation, cellular component: extracellular region. The coding region runs from base 62 to 259 and encodes 65 amino acids. Lineage: Eukaryota; Metazoa; Chordata; Mammalia; Rodentia; Muridae. The transcript has 2 exons.
ACAAAACAAACUGACUUUCAAAAGAAGAUCUGUUGCAACUUCUUGUCCAAGAAACUGUACCAUGAAGUUUCAUCUACUUUUCUUUAUUCUGCUUUUUUCGAUCACAAUACUAACAGGCAAAAGGAGUUAUCCAGAGUAUGGUAGCUUGGACUUGAGGAAAGAAUGCAGAAUGAGUAAAGGUCACUGUAAACUUCAGUGCUCUGAAAAUGAAAUUAGGAUUGCUUUCUGCAUAAGACCUGGAACACACUGCUGCAUCUAGAAUUCAAGACGGAGGACGAAAAGAGACACAUGACCCAAGAAGAAGAACAAGUCUAAUUAAGUCUUCCCUGCAGGAUUUUCAAGAUAUGUGUGUCUCUUUAAAGCAAAAAUAAUUAAAUACGAUUGAAUUCUGAA